This is a messenger RNA of Mercenaria mercenaria, 6029 nucleotides long. RefSeq names its product fibrinogen-like protein 1. Lineage: Eukaryota; Metazoa; Mollusca; Bivalvia; Venerida; Veneridae. Bases 142 to 1491 code for a protein of 449 amino acids. The record is from RefSeq and is a predicted model, not a curated record. The transcript has a single exon.
AACACAAAGGAAAUCCAUACUCUAGAUUAAUCAAGUGUGCCGUGUUCAUAAUAUGAAAUAUUUAGCUUAUACGGCCUUCUAACAUUUCGUAAUGAUAUAACUGGAAGUUAGAGAGAGAAAAAAUUUAAUUACAAAAGCGGUAUGACCGUUUUACUCAAAAUGCAGAAUUCUGCCAUGGAGAAGACUGUGCUUUUAUUAAUCAUUUUAAAUGUUGUUGGAAUUGAUUGUUCCGUUUCUCAGGGUGUUGUAGAAAGAAUUAGAGAUUUGGCAAAUAGAGUCGAUUCCGGACCAGUUCUAAAAGAUGAAGAUUACGCUGCCGUCAUUGAGAAACUGGGUGAAAUCGAUAAAACAUUGAACGUGUCUCUUGGACAGAGAGAUGGCCAUGUUGGUGUGACUCGAAAAACAGAUGAAGUGGACCUGACAGCAGCAGAACAUUUAGGAAAAGAGUUCAAGAAAGUUAAAUCAGCUUCUGGUGGUGAAAUGUCAGAAAUAGCAAAAUUCCUUGAAGAAUUUACGAAAAUCGAAGAAGACUUGACUUCAAUAAAACAAUACAUGGAAAAAUACCAUAUGAUAUGUUUAAACAAUACUGAUCAGCUGGAUGCGCGUAUAGAAGAACUAUAUGAGGUUAUUGAAAGUGUCAGAAAGGAAAUAAUUCAGAAACAGGUAUCUUUGCUUUCUGAGCUGAAUAAAACGUCUAGACUUGAGAGGCAAGAAUUUAAUGCUAUAGCAGAACAAAUGGCAAAGCAUGUGCGACAUAUUGCUGAACUAUCUGGUAAGAAGGAUAAAACUAAGCAAUCGGAAAUAAACACCACACAUUCCGAAAACAGUGAUACGUUAGUAAACAAACCUACCGUUCAAAUUGAACAAAUGAAUCUUUACACAUCUUGCAAACAUGCAAAAAUUGCCGGAAGUUUAAGAAACGGCGUCUAUAAGCUACGAAGUGGACUCGAGGUCGUCUGUGACCAGACCACAGACGGAGGGGGGUGGACCGUGUUCCAGAGAAGAAAGAAUGGUGAGGUCGACUUCUAUCGUGACUGGGCUGAAUAUAAAAAUGGUUUUGGUGAUCUUAAUGGUGAAUUCUGGUUAGGGAACAAAUAUCUGAAUAAUAUCACAGGAAGAGGUGAUCACGGGCUGAGAAUUGAUAUGGAAGAUUUUGACGGAAAUAAGGCAUAUACUAAAUACAGUAAGUUCAAGGUAUACCCGGAAGAAGACAUGUACAAACUGCAUGUGAGCGGAUACAGCGGAAAUGCCGGAAAUUCCCUUAAGUAUCACAACAAAAUGGCGUUUACAACGUUCGAUGAUGACAACGAUAAUUACAAAUUUGGAAAUUGUGCUAGACAACACCGUGGUGCCUGGUGGUACGACUAUUGUUACUAUUCGAACCUCAAUGGCCAAUAUUUUAAUAAAUUUCUUGAGCCAAUUAACGUAGGAAUCAUAUGGUUAGACUGGAAACAAGUAACUUUAAAAAGUACAGAAAUGAAAUUUCGUUAAAGGUAUAUUAUGCCUAUAUUCAAAAUCUGCAAAUAUGAACAAAAUUACUGCAAAGUAACUGUGUAAACAUUAACUUUAAAAAGUACAGAAAUGAAAUUUCGUUAAAGGUAUAUUAUGCCUAUAUUCAAAAUCUGCAAAUAUGAACAAAAUUACUGCAAAGUAAUUGUGUAAACAUUAACUUUAAAAAGUACAGAAAUGAAAUUUCGUUAAAGGUAUAUUAUGCCUAUAUUCAAAAUCUGCAAAUAUGAACAAAAUUACUGCAAAGUAACUGUGUAAACAUUAACUUUAAAAAGUACAGAAAUGAAAUUUCGUUAAAGGUAUAUUAUGCCUAUAUUCAAAAUUUGCAAAUAUGAACAAAAUUACUGCAAAGUAACUGUGUAAACAUUAACUUUAAAAAGUACAGAAAUGAAAUUUCGUUAAAGGUAUAUUAUGCCUAUAUUCAAAAUUUGCAAAUAUGAACAAAAUUACUGCAAAGUAACUGUGUAAACAUUAACUUUAAAAAGUACAGAAAUGAAAUUUCGUUAAAGGUAUAUUAUGCCUAUAUUCAAAAUCUGCAAAUAUGAACAAAAUUACUGCAAAGUAACUGUGUAAACAUUAACUUUAAAAAGUACAGAAAUGAAAUUUCGUUAAAGGUAUAUUAUGCCUAUAUUCAAAAUCUGCAAAUAUGAACAAAAUUACUGCAAAGUAACUGUGUAAACAUUAACUUUAAAAAGUACAGAAAUGAAAUUUCGUUAAAGGUAUAUUUUGCCUAUAUUCAAAAUUUGCAAAUAUGAACAAAAUUACUGCAAAGUAACUGUGUAAACAUUAACUUUAAAAAGUACAGAAAUGAAAUUUCGUUAAAGGUAUAUUAUGCCUAUAUUCAAAAUCUGCAAAUAUGAACAAAAUUACUGCAAAGUAACUGUGUAAACAUUAACUUUAAAAAGUACAGAAAUGAAAUUUCGUUAAAGGUAUAUUUUGCCUAUAUUCAAAAUUUGCAAAUAUGAACAAAAUUACUGCAAAGUAACUGUGUAAACAUUAACUUUAAAAAGUACAGAAAUGAAAUUUCGUUAAAGGUAUAUUAUGCCUAUAUUCAAAAUAUGCAAAUAUGAACAAAAUUACUGCAAAGUAACUGUGUAAACAUUAACUUUAAAAAGUACAGAAAUGAAAUUUCGUUAGAGGUAUAUUAUGUCUAUAUUCAAAAUUUGCAAAUAUGAACAAAAUUACUGCAAAGUAACUGUGUAAACAUUAACUUUAAAAAGUACAGAAAUGAAAUUUCGUUAAAGGUUUAUUAUGCCUAUAUUCAAAAUUAGCAAAUAUGAACAAAAUUACUGCAAAGUAACUGUGUAAACAUUAACUUUAAAAAGUACAGAAAUGAAAUUUCGUUUAAGGUAUAUUAUGCCUAUAUUCAAAAUUUGCAAAUAUGAACAAAAUUACUGCAAAGUAACUGUGUAAACAUAAAAUAAACAAAUUCGUCCGUGUGUGUAGAUUGUGAUUUAUUUAAAAUUCUUCACACUAUUAAACGCGUAUUAAAUAUGUUAUGCACUAAAAGUUAGAAGUUCAGCUAAUUAAUACAGUACGUCCCAAGUUGAAUAUACAUAUUUGCGGGGAUGUUCGAGGUUUAAAAUCUCAAUCUAAUAAUAAGAUAUUUUAAUGAAAGGUGAAAAAGCCUUUCUUUAAGCUAGAAAGUAUUUUUAAAUUUUUUAUUGUUGGCCAGUUAAGGUAGUGAACCCGUCAUGACAAACGGCAAAUUACGUUUUCUCCUUUUGCGAUUUCGGCAUUACUCGGAUUUUACGGAAAGUCAAACGCGCGUUGAGGUUACAUUCUACCAAUUCAAUUCCUUAUUUAUUUCAUAUUAAUAACAAAACAUUCAGACCUCAUUUUCAGCACUUUAGAACAUUUCAAUGAUAUGAAAACCAUAUAUGGUCAUUUAGUAUAACAUGUUUUCUUAUCAAAAAUAGAAAAAUAUUGACAUGUUAUGUUGUAUAUAAGAAAAUUAAUCUGUUCUGAAAAACAUCACCCUCUAAAAAUGCCCCCAUGAAAACAGCCGUUUAGCAAUUACGCAUAGGUAGACAUUUUUCGCAAAGAAUAAAACUUAUUCCAGGAAAUUUACAAUGAAAAUGAUCUAGAUCUAUUCUCAAUACAAUAAGCAAUAAACAUAAGCCAAAAAUUUAACUCUCACCUCCUCAUGUCACUCAUUAUACCAGAUUUCAUUCAUAGUAUGGAACUACAUUUUGGACUACUUUACAUGUAACACUGAGUAGUCACUUCCGGUUUGGUGUAAUCCGUCCUUGAGCUUUAAUUACGUCCAAAGUAUGCCGAAUUGCCCGAACGAUAAUACGUUAAUACACGGAAAUUGCCGAAUGUCAUUACAGGCCCAUUACCUUAAUAACGCGAUGUUUAAAUAAAGGCUUUUAAAAAAAGAACGAGUGUGUAUAUAUAGCGUCAUUUUCGUACACAUGUAUGUAUAAAUCAGUUGCAAUAACUUGUAGCCCAACCCAUUUGCUUUUGUUACUUAUUAUGUAUAUGUGCUAUGUAUUAUGUGUUCAGAAGCAAUAAAAUAUGAUUAAAUUAACCACUAGACUGAUAACAAAGAUAUUUCUUUUUUUUUGCCAAACUUCAUUUUAUGGAGACAAAAGCUAGUCUGUUAUAGAGAUUUAGAGAUGGGGUAUAGACUGGCUCAAUUCACUACGUUAUAUAAAAUAUAUAUAAAAGAUAUAUAUCAUUGUCUAGGAGCUAGUCUACCACUUUAUCACUUUAGAUAUAUUAGGCAUGUUUUUUUAAACCCUUAGUCAAAUCAUUUUGAAAAUUUAUUCAAAUGUAUUUUACACCCAGUAAGUGAUGACUAGAUCAGAAAAUGAAUAUUUGCUUCGAUGAUUUUCCGAUUGUGAAUCGAAACAUCAUUUCUGGGUUGAUGCGUUUAUAGAAUAUUUGCAACACUAGUUGUUCUAGUAAUGAAGUAAAAUGAGCCGCACCAUAAGAAAACCAACAUAGUGCGUUUCCGACCAGCAUGGAUCCAGACCAGCCUGCGCAUUCGCGCAGUCUGUUCAGGAUCCAAGAUGUUCGCUUUUAAAACCUAUUGCAAUUAGAGAAACCGUUAGUGAACAGCAUGGAUCCUGACCAGACAGCGCGGAUGUUGGUUUUCACAUGACGCGGCUCAUGCCAACUUUAUAUGUCUCCGUAUCAUCGUGCUGCUUUAAGUAAAUUUCCUUUACGUAUCGGAAUCGGACGUUAUGAAGGUCCGGAAGUAAUUGACCGGAAAUGUCCGUUUCGUGACAAUGUUGAAGACGAGAGACAUUCCAUGCUCGAUUGUUAUCUUAAUGAUGAUUUAAUUAAGAUUGUCAUUAUUUGAUCAAAUUGUAAGUGUAAAUUAUGACUUUCUUUCUAUGUUUUAAAAUACAUCAAUUCGUCAACUCAGUGCAAAAAAGUGGAUAACUCCAUUGACUUAAAGAAGGACUUAUUCACUUUUUGCGCUAAGGCGAGGAAUUCGUUCUUCUAUUCACAACCUCAUAGAUGAUUAGAAAUUGCGCCAAAACCUGCUGCAGUAUUUUAAGUCGGCGGCUAUAUUAUAUCAAUUUUGUAUGUAAUGCUUUUUCCUUUCCUUUCGAUAUGCAUUCAUUUUAUAUGCUUCUAAGAAGUUGUUGCCAAUCAGUUCAUCUACGAUCUGAUCGGGGUGAUAUUUGAUUUUCUAAACUGUUUCUUAAACGCCCAAUAGUGCUUAAUUUAACAUCCAGUGCUUUAUCCAAAAUAUUUAAACUUUAUUUUAAUGAUAGAUUAGCAACUGCCCCUUAAGUUUAAUAUAAAGAGGAUAUUUGUUUGUUUUGAGUGAGUAUGGAAUAUAGUCUAUCUCACUGAGAAGUGAGAAAAUUUCAAAUAUUUUCUCGAGCACACAGCGCGAGUGAAAAUAUGAAAAUUUUCUCACUUCGAGGUGAGAUAUAAUUAUUCAGUAUUCACGAAAAACAAACAAAUUUUCUUUUUAUUUUAUGUUUUAUUACGUUGAGAUGUGCAUUUUGCAACAAAUUUUAAUCUCAACGCGGGAAACAGACGCGCGUAAACAGUCAUGACGUCAGACGUGUUGUGAGGUUAGAAAGACGCACACAACAUAAAGUUCCAUUUUAUUUUAUUUUUUGCUGCAUAACGUUAUGAAAUUUUUAUAAAGUAAAAUAAUUUGAAUUGAGAAAUAUACUAUAAAGAACAAAGUGCGACUACGAUUUUCAUCCUGUUUUAAGCAAUUAAUUUAAAAUUCAUACACAAUGUAUGAGGGGAUGGAGCUACAUCUCUCACAGUGUGAAAAUACAGAUUUCAUAUUUUCACAGUGUGAGUGAUGAGAUAUAAAAAUAUUUAACUGAUAGAAUACAAUAUUUCAUUAGUUAGCAUAAAAUAAAUAUUAUUAUGAACGACGGAUAUCAUAUCCUAUAGGAUAUUCAAAAUGAAAGAAAUAUAAAUGUCUGUAAUAUUUCUAAGUCAGAAUGGUUACAUACACGGGUUUGAUAUGAACAUAUUUGUGUGUUGUGUAUUAUUGUAUUGCAUGUAAUUGAGACUAUAAUAAAGAAUAAAAUGUA